This is a messenger RNA of Myotis davidii, 1195 nucleotides long. It is a transcript of the gene NDUFA10, whose product is annotated as NADH:ubiquinone oxidoreductase subunit A10. Lineage: Eukaryota; Metazoa; Chordata; Mammalia; Chiroptera; Vespertilionidae. Gene Ontology annotation, cellular component: cytoplasm. The record is from RefSeq and is a predicted model, not a curated record. The transcript is spliced from 10 exons. Gene Ontology annotation, biological process: mitochondrial electron transport, NADH to ubiquinone. The coding region runs from base 89 to 1156 and encodes 355 amino acids.
UGACGUCACGGCGGCGCGCCGGCCCCGAAAGAAGACCCCGCGCGACCGCGUCCCCUCAGGUCCUUGAGCUGGUGCUGACGGCGGAGCUAUGGCUUUGACCCUGUUGAGACUGGCUCCUGUGUCCGCGUCCGCGCGGGGCCUCGCGGCGGUGGCCCAGCGCUCGGGAGGAAUCCAUACGAGUGUACAGGGCCAGAAACAGUUUGGUCCUUUGGCGUUCAUAUUUGGUGACAAAACAUCAAAAAAACUGACAAAAUUCAGCAAAGUGAUAACCGUCGAUGGCAAUAUAUGUUCUGGAAAAAGCAAGCUUGCAAAAACAAUAGCAGAGAAACUAGGCUUGAAGCACUUUCCUGAAGCAGGAAUACACUAUGUAGACAGCACCACAGGGGAUGGAAAACCCCUGGACGUACAGUAUAGUGGCAACUGCAGUUUGGAGAAGUUUUACGAUGAUCCCAAAAGUAACGACGGCAACAGUUACCGUCUGCAGUCCUGGCUGUAUGCCAGUCGCCUCCUGCAGUACGCAGACGCCUUGGAACACUUGCUGAGCACAGGGCAGGGUGUCGUGUUGGAGCGCUCCAUCUACAGCGACUUUGUGUUCCUGGAUGCGAUGUACAAGCAGGGCUUCAUCCGGAGGCAGUGUGUGGACCACUACAACGAGGUGAAGAAAGUGACCAUCUGCGAGUACCUGCCUCCUCACGUGGUGAUCUACAUCGACAUGCCCGUUCCAGAGGUCCAAGCUCAGAUUCAGAAGAAGGGAGAUCCACAUGAGAUGAAGAUCACUUCUGCCUAUCUUCAGGACAUCGAGAACGCCUAUAAGAAGACCUUCCUUCCUGAAAUGAGUGAAAAAUGUGAAGUUUUACAGUAUAGUGUAAAGGAAGCUCAAGAUGCAGAAAAGGUGGUGGAGGACAUCGAAUAUCUCAAGUUUGACAAGGGGCCGUGGCUCGACCAGAGUGACACUUCCUUCUACCAUCUGCGGAUGCUGGUUCAGGAUAAGUUGAAGGUGCUGAAUUACACAACCAUUCCAAUCUAUCUCCCAGAAAUCACGAUUGGAGCGCACCAGAGUGACCGAGUCUUCCGUGAAUUCUCAGAGCUGCCGGGCCGCAAGUACUGCCCCGGGUAUAAUGCGGACGUGGGCGACAAGUGGAUCUGGCUGAAGUGACGGACCACCCUCUGCCAGAGCUGUAUUGGCAGUGAAGAA